Molecule: messenger RNA, 6863 nt
Organism: Exophiala dermatitidis NIH/UT8656
Lineage: Eukaryota; Fungi; Ascomycota; Eurotiomycetes; Chaetothyriales; Herpotrichiellaceae
Product: zinc finger and BTB domain-containing protein 38
Exons: 4
Coding region: 1341-2345 (334 amino acids)
Biological process (GO): regulation of transcription by RNA polymerase II
Cellular component (GO): nucleus
Molecular function (GO): RNA polymerase II cis-regulatory region sequence-specific DNA binding; DNA-binding transcription factor activity, RNA polymerase II-specific
Source: RefSeq, a predicted model, not a curated record
CUUCAUGCCAGUUGAUGCCAUCGCCUGCAAUUCCUCCAGUAAUGCUGUGCAGAUUCCCUCCUCGCCCCGGCUCCAGCAACUGGAACGCAACUCCAGCAAGCCUCCCAUCUUUCAAUCUGGCAUCAAACGCAAGCAAGCAUCCACUUUCAUCUUAUCCACUUCCGCAUCCGCUUCGACACCCCUACUCCUCCCCUAAGCCUCAUCAAGGGACGCCGUAGACAGGGCCUCUCCCACACAAGCUACCGCUGAGCAGUGACACUACUGUCGAGGGAAAACGACCCCCCAAGCCCGCCAGGACCAAGCUGACCACUGGUCACUGACCACUGACCAGCCCGGCUACGACCAGUGGCACACAUCCCCUGGCCGGCCCUCUUUUUCUGCUGCCUCCACCGUAAUCCAACAAGUGCCGGCCUGGCGCAGGACCCUCUGCCCAAACCGCCACUCGAUCCUUGUCCUCCGACCACCCCACAACCAACACGGUCCAAUUGCCAGCACGAGCCUAAACACCCUGCAUAAAGAAAUGCCCCCCGGGCGAGUCCCAGUGAUUGCGAUGAUGCCAGUCGUCCUGGUCUGCUACAGCGCAACAGGAAGGGUCAAUCCACCGACGUAACUUAACAUAGCAGACAACUGGCAUUCAUUCUUAGCAGAGUCGGUGCUUCACGACAACUUAUCUACCCUCACAUUCCCCACCCUAUCGCGGACGGACCUUGGGUCUUCAAAACUUACGAGAACCAUAUCAGCCAAACAUUCCGCCACUUGAGACAAGAAAGCCCUUUUCUAAAAUAUAUAUGUCUCCCCAGAAGUAGACCGACGACACGACUCAAAAAAGAUACAAGAUAUCACCCUCCGCACUUCGGAGAUUUGGAAAGCUUACCAGGUCUCCAUCUGGGCACGGCCGUUGACGCAGGCCUGUUGCUUUCCCAACUGCCAUCAUACCUCCAGCAAGCAGCCAAUCCUGUCGAUCUGCCGUUCGCCGAACUUGUUUGAGGAUUGACGCAUCGCUGUUGUAGCAAAGAUAGAACUUGUUGCUACCAGGAGAAAGGGGCACUGCCAUUCCGCCAUCGACCACUUCAGAAAAAGAUCAUCACCCAGCGUUCUGUGGAUCUGCCACUGGCAUCUACCCGCCUCCAGGCUCUCCACACGAUAUCCUACAUAACCAUCGCCGAUCCCCUCGGUGAAAACUGAUCAACCUUUCCAAAUCCUCCAGGGAACCAGGCUGUACACUGGCUCCUCCUUGGUGAUCCAGCCUUGCACACCGACGACGGCAAGGGACCGACUUUCCCAGUAUUGGGCCUUGUUGCUGCUAUUUCUACUCUCAUAUAACCGCGAACACCGCCCUCAUGACGAUGGUCAUUGACAACCAGGGUCGACACUACGGCGGCGGGAUGGGUUACGAUCAGAUGUACCCGAACAUGCACAGCGCGCCGCAAUUCAACGACCCAUGGUCAAACCAACCCAGCACAUCCAGCUCGUCAUUCCCGGCCCUCUCCAAGACGGACACUUCGCGCUCAGGGUUGACGAUGCCGUACUCCCACAUGCCUUCAGUCUCGGGGACAGUGGCUCAAGAGAUCCCACGUCCAAACUUUGGAGAUCAAGCGUACUCGUCUUCCUCAGCAUCGUCAGGGUCGUAUGCGCCCUCAUAUACUUCUUUGAGCUAUGCUCAAUCGCUGGCUCAACAGCAACAGCAGCAGCAACAUCAACAUCGGAAGAUGUCUGACACAAUUGGCAACUCGCGAGUCGCCACAGCCAGUUUUGGUGAGCUUGACGCCUCAAGGGGCAUGUUGGCCCUGAGCCAUCAGAGCUUACAAGAUUUGACCCCUCGCAACAUCUACGAAGCCCGGGCUCAGCGAGCAUCCACGGAUUCAUACGGGUUCCCACACACUGCGUCCAGCCAUUCGUCCAUCUCCAGUGAAUCUGGUCGUGGCUAUCCCUACUAUGCGGCCAGCUCAGUGGGCUCGGUGGCAGAUUCUGCCACCGACUACAGCUCAGCGGCUUCAGACGCCGGCUAUGAAUCGAUGGCAACAUCUCGCACACUACCUCGUCCCACGCAACUGCUUGGCGCCCCCCUUGGACCACCGGCUCCCCAGUCGAUGAUGGGCCAGUUUUCGUCGAAAAUGUCAGCCAACACGCAGAAGAAGCACAAAUGUAAGGUUUGCGACAAGCGCUUUACUCGACCGAGCUCUCUGCAAACGCACAUGUACAGUCACACUGGCGAGAAGCCAUUCGCCUGUGACGUCGAAGGCUGUGGGCGGCAUUUUUCAGUCGUGUCCAACCUGCGCAGACACAAGAAGGUCCAUAAAGGAGACUCAACGUCGACCGCCAGCCAUUCCGAUGUGGAAGGUUAAUAUUACGAAACGCACAUGGGUCACAACACCCAUUCACGGACUCCUUACAGAAGGUCACCAUGCCGAAUAGGGCCGUGCCAUGAUUGCUUGCUUUUCUUGCUCCGUGUACAUUAUUGUUCAGCGUGGCGCUUCGGAGCAGCGUGGCGCUCUUUGUGUACGACACUUGGAGGAGCGAUAGACGGGCGGCGAGUGUUUUCAAAGGAUGUUUGCAGUUAUGCCACGAUCGGCGUUGAGGAAUGCUUUUCGAUUCACGACACUCGCUUCACAUACAUGUAUUGUUUAUUAUGACGACCUUGAUACCCCGAGAUGACGGCUGCAACCACGGCAGGUUGUACUUCACACAUGAACCUGGAAGUUCAUUAGAAGGAGGUAUUGCGCGGGGGUGCGCCCAGUCUGUCCCUCUGACGAGGGGACAUGGUCAGAAGGAUGAGCUGACAGGUCAUCGACGAUUCGGUGACUUCUCAGCAGGACAGCAAAAAGAUGGAGCGGUCGUCUGCGGGAAACACACGACACUAUUCGAUGUUUUGAUGAGACAGUAUUGGCUUGACACGUCAACGCUAUGAGCGGUGUGGGAAUUAGCGUCAUCUGUGCGUACCGAAGGCACGCUGUGAAGGAACGUUUAGCUGGGGAAGAAAGACUGCAACAAAUCGCGAGUCCUUCUAGAUAUGAACACUCCAAAUGAACCACAAACGCUGAUCAUGUUGGCGAAACUUAUUGCUGCGGUACUACUUUUUGCAUGUAUCUCUAUUGAUAUCUAUGGCCCGGCGUAUACUGUGAAGUUGGAGGGAGCAGAGGAAGCAUUGUACACCUAUGGACGGUGCACUUGGACUGCAAGAAUUGGAACAGUGCCACUGCUAAGGGAGCUCCAUACUACGGUAUGAAACAGGUCACGUGGACAUUCACAGACGAACAGGCAUGACAUCAUACACGGCCUCGUAAUUUCCAAGUGGCAGCAGUUGCAAGUUGCAGUGGCUGCCAGUGUUCGUCUCCAAAUUUGCAUGCUGCGUGCUGCUGUGUCUGUCUGCCCCCCGACUGAGCUCGACUCUUCGCCCAGUCUUGUUGUACGUCUGCGGCUGUCUCUCCCUCACCAUGAGAAUCUACAGCGUCGCUUCUGUAUGCCCUGAAUACUAGCCUUGAGAAGUUGAAGCUCCUUCGACGUCGACGACAACUCUGUUCCAAUUGGCUGGGUCUGCCCUCAUUGUCCUCCCAGGUCGGUCGCCGCAUUCCUUCCUACGCUUCUCAUUACUACUACGCAGUAGUACAGUCCUACUACCACCUUGUUGAGGGGGCAGUGCGUCCGGACAACAAUAGCUGCGAGACUUGUUGUCGGUAUUCUUGUCAAAUCAAUAACUCGAAUCUCUCCUUGCAUACUAGCUGCUUGCCCCAGCCUGCUCGACAUGUCCGAGGCUGGGCAAGAAGAGCCCCGUGGGCGGGCCAUGACAACAUCGGAGCCAUCCCAUCCUCCUUCAGGCAACCCCCGAACUUUUGGUGUUAUAUCGCCAUCUCGAUCAGAACCGGAACGACGACGCUGCCCAAUGCUAUGACAUGUUGUUAUUAUCAUAAUCUGUGCGGUUUACUCCGAUCGGAUGUGAGAUUGAAGGGAAAGCAGCCCCAGGAAAGAGCGCUUCAAAUUCGGACUAUGACAUUGGCAUUGGCUCCACAAGAUGGAAGCUGCCUCGCACUUCUGUGCCACACUGACACCACAUGCCAGCCAGCGAACCCAGAGGACUUCGAUGAUUAUCAUAUGGGAGUGCGAUGACAACUUUUGAUACGAACUGAGCAGGAUCUGGGAUGUCUUCCAAGACGACCGGGGCACUUUCUGUACCUAUGGCGUCGUAUCCAUGUGAGCCAUGCUGUGAGAGUGCUUCUGAUCGCUACUAUCUCAUGGAGUGUCCCUCCUUUCCCCUGUGCGUCUGAACGACAACCAUGACAAACUUACUUCUGCAGUGCUGUGCCUCCAAGUCAAGGAGGAUACCCCUAAUUCACUGUGUCAGGAGAGAAUUAUCCUUACUUUACCUUAGAAUACCUCAUCGUACCAGGUAGGCCUUAGCUGGACAGCCCCAUUGCAGCAAUGAAGCCCCCAAAACGACAGCAAGAGCUACAGGUUGACUCUGUCGAUGGCAUUGACACUGAAGUCCUGUCAUGUCUGGACAUGGUACCCACAACGUUCCGUUGGCGCAGCUACUUUUUUUGUAGAUGUGACCAGACUGUUCUUCUGCCUUUUUGGCUUUGCAUAGCACAUGCCAGGGCAGGAGUUAUGCGUCCAAAGUUCUCAGUUGUCCACAACGAUAUCGGCUAGAGAUGUGUUGCGAUCCUUUGAAUUUAUGGCUUGCCAACUCCCUUCCUGAGCCGCGCUGGCAGAAGAUGGCUCUCCAAUUAUAUGUAUGCCUAGUUAUACCGAACUGGUCCGCCUCCCGAACAAGUUCCCUCCAUGGCCAGCUCAAAUUUGACAAACAAAAUGAUGCCAUCUCCCGCAUUAUAGGACAGGAUCCCUUAUCCCUCCCUUGUUGAAUCCUGUUGCGCUUUUUUCUCAUUAAAGCUAUCCUCGCUGACGGAGCGGACUCUGGAAUGGCCCCAUCGGCAUCUGCAUCUGCAUCUGUCCAGCUGACGAAGCAGGCUGACCGUACAGGGCAGGCUCGUGCUCAAAUAUCGUGUCCAACAUUCUUACAUCGUUCAGGUUUUUGGGUGUACUGGAUCUGUCGAAGGGCAAACGGAUCAUGCCACUACCAACAUCCUCUGCCCUCUUUUGGGGAGGAGGAGGGAUAUUCUCCCAAUUGCACGUCAAUGACCUGGCCAACACCUCAUCGCACACACUCUUCUGCUUGUCUGUAGCUAGGAAGUCUUCUGGCCGGCUGCCGAUAGGAUUUGCCUGUGCUGGGUCCUGGUGCAGUGGGCAUUUGCGGCACGCUUGGAUUGCCUAUGUGUAUCGGACUCGCAGGUCAGUUAUCUGCAUGUUCCUUGAGGGGGAAAAAGAAAAUGUGUGUCCAAGGGUCAUACCUGUUCAACGUUGCUUCCCAUGCAGAUGGAGCACCUCAGACCAUCAGGGCAUCUGCGACAGCCCACAACGAACUGAUAGUGUAUGCAGAUACCCAUUGUGCGACAAUUCUGCUGGCAGGGAUAUUGUACGAAAAAGGUACACGGUUCCAGCAUCUGCAGAGAUCGCCUUCUCAUUUCAGGGAAGGCUGGACGGCGCACUGCGACCGGCGGCACCAUUGAGAUUUCCGCCGGUCGGUUCAUCCGGAAGAACUGACCUUUAGGGAAGUCCGAACUGCGGAUGAAAAAGGCCGCCGCUGCUGGCUCUUGCAGCAUCGAGUUGUGCAGGCUCUGAUAUUGAUUCGUCAUCGUUCGGCUGACAGGAUUGGAUGAUGAUGACGACGACGACGACGAUGACGACGACGACAGCCAGAAUGCCAUGUCAGGCAGAGACGCAGUGUAAACAGCUGACCAGCCUCUUUGAGGCGCAGAAGGACGCACCGUAAGGACAAGUUGUCAGUCAGGGGCUGAAGGUAUGGCUAUCAGGUAGGUAAGCAGCAGUCAGCAGGCAGGCAAGACGCUCAUGCAAAGACUCCCGGUGAGGAUGUGUCUUGUUGCUGACAAGGGUAGGUGAGUCCUUUGAUUGCGAUCUUCAACCCGAGCAAGACUCUAUUUUAUGGUAUAAGAACGACCACGGACUUUGCCUGCACUCUUGAAGUACGGUCGCAAUUCACACGUCACUGGUAUUAACACGCGCAACGAACAGCAGAUCAGGGCAGUUGACCUGGCCCGUCAGUCAGCUGGAACGGAAUAGAAGAGUGGGUGAAAGGUGGUUCAUAUGUGUUUCCUGGAAUCGGUAUCGAAGGUGGUACAGUCUCUCGUUUGGCCGACUUGACUUGACGACACUACCUACAGGUAGCAGGUGCCUACCUAGCUAGGUACAUAUGUUCGUUUGCGUCGCGGUGUGCCGAGGGACUCAUCACAUGGGGAACGGUCACAGCGCGAACAAACAGAGGAGGCCAACUGAAGGAAGUAAGGUACAGUCUGUAAAAACGAGCAAACGAAACCUUGGGGAUUGAAUAGUGUGAGAUGGCGGUUUCCGAAGUAUGGCAAUAGGCUGAGCUAAAGGAAUCGACAGGUAGGUACCAGUCAGUACUAUUCCCAGUCAUUGCCUGUCUCACAAUGUGUUCUACUGUGGCAGUCUCAGGUAGGUCCGACGUGCAGGAUACUGUAAAUGUCCAGGUGCAAGUUUCAUCCCGGUUUUCAGGCUUGGGACCUUCAAGUACCCUAUUGUCCUGGCUUCAGUGGUGGGAAUGCCUCUGACUCUUGCUCUUGCUGUUGACCAUAUGACAGUGCCAAUCUCUGCAUUUGUCUUCACUCAAUAUACUAGAAAAUCGGGGGGGACCUAAGUCGACUACCUGAACUGGUCCUCUGAAGCCACAUUGACAGACUUCAAAGGCGCUCUGAGGUCUAAUUCCUAAGCGUAGCAUUGUUAGACACUGACUAAAUAGAUUAUAUCUCAAUCAGGAUGAUGUCGUCGUUCCA